This is a messenger RNA of Egretta garzetta (little egret), 750 nucleotides long. RefSeq names its product class II histocompatibility antigen, B-L beta chain-like. Gene Ontology annotation, cellular component: membrane; MHC class II protein complex. The annotation marks the transcript as partial. Gene Ontology annotation, biological process: immune response; peptide antigen assembly with MHC class II protein complex; positive regulation of T cell activation. The transcript has 3 exons. Gene Ontology annotation, molecular function: MHC class II protein complex binding. Lineage: Eukaryota; Metazoa; Chordata; Aves; Pelecaniformes; Ardeidae. The record is from RefSeq and is a predicted model, not a curated record.
AGCCCCGGCACUGGGCAGGACUGGGGUGAUGCCCUGAACUGGCAGAGUCCAGCUCGUUUCGGGAGGGGGUCCCAGCACCUUUCCAGCCUCUGCUGUGAGUGGCAAUGGAGACUGGUCGUGUCCUGGGAGCUGGGGCCGUGCUGGUGGCACUGGUGGUGCUGGGAGCCCACCCGGCUAAAGGAGAGGAGACCUCCUCUGGGGUUUUCCAGGAAUUCUCUGUUGGUGAGUGUCAGUACCUCAACGGCACCGAGCGGGUCAGGCUUGUGCACAGGUACAUCUACAACAGGGAGCAGCUCACACACUUCGACAGCGACGUGGGGCUCUAUGUGGCCGACAGCCCCCUGGGCGAGCCCGAUGCCAAGUACUGGAACAGCCAGCCGGACAUACUGGAGGGUAGACGGGCUGAGGUGGACAGGGUCUGCCGACACAACUACGGGGUGUUCACCCCUUUCACCGUGGAUAGGAGAGUUCAGCCCGAGGUGGAAAUCUACCCGGUGCAGUCGGGCUCCCUGCCCCAGACCAACAGGCUGGUUUGCUACGUGACGGGGUUUUACCCGGCGGAGAUUGAGGUGAAGUGGUUCAAGAACGGGCAGGAGGAGACGGAGCGCGUGGUGUCCACGGACGUGAUCCAGAACGGGGACUGGACCUACCAGGUGCUGGUGAUGCUGGAAACCACCCCGCAGCGCGGGGACACCUACAUGUGCCAGGUGGAGCACGCCAGCCUGCAGCAGCCCGUCACGCGCCUCUGGG